CUCAAUAUGGCGUCAUCAGAUCUGGAAAGAAGGGCAAACGAAGCCUUCAUUGACGACCACUUCGACCUCGCGGUUGACCUCUACUCUCAAGCCAUCGCAGCCAACCCUAACAACGCCGCCGAGGUCUUCGCAGACCGGGCUCAGGCCAACAUCAAGCUCUCUAACUUCGCCGAAGCCGUCGCCGACGCAAACAAGUCAAUCGAACUGGACCCUUCAAUUGCCAAAGCUUAUUUGCGUAAAGGCAUUGCCUCCAUAAAGCUCAAGAAAUUCCAGUCCGCCAAGGAAGCCCUCCAAUUAGGCGCUUCCAUCUUACCCCAAGACCCGAGAUUCUCCAAAUUCAUCACCGAAUGCGAGAACCAUAUUUCAGAGGAAACUAAAAAGGCUGUGAAUUCCACAAAAUUAGCUGUUGAAAAAGCCGGGACGAAUUCGGUUUCUAAACCAAAAUUCAGGCAUGAAUUUUAUCAGAAACCAGAGGAAGUAGUUGUGACCAUAUUUGCAAAAGGGGUGCCAACAAACAAUGUGAGAGUGGAAUAUGGUGAACAAAUACUCAGUGUGACAAUCAAUAAGCCUAAUGAAGAGGUUUAUUCGUUCCAGCCUCGACUUUUCGGGAAAAUCAUUCCGGAAAAGUGUAGGUACGAUGUUCUUUCGACCAAGAUCGAAAUCCGGCUCGCGAAAGCGGAACCGAUUCAGUGGGCAUCCCUGGAAUUUGUUAACAGGGACAAUCUGGUGGUGCAGAGGGUUAACAAUAAUGCAUCAGGGAGACAGAGGCCGGCUUACCCUUCUUCCAGGGGAGGUAAAGAUUGGGAUAAGUUGGAGGCUGAAGUGAAGAAGGAGGAAAAAGAAGAGAAACUGGAUGGGGAUGCUGCGGUGAACAAGUUUUUCCGUGACAUUUACAAAGAUGUGGAUGAGGAUGCCAGACGGGCCAUGAUGAAAUCCUUUGUGGAGUCUAAUGGCACGGUUUUGUCAACCAAUUGGGAUGAAGUCGGUUCCAAGAAGGUUGAGGGGAGUGCUCCCGAUGGCAUGGAGUUGAAGAAGUGGGAAUAUUGA
Messenger RNA from Oldenlandia corymbosa var. corymbosa, 1047 nucleotides. NCBI's taxonomy places the organism in Eukaryota, Viridiplantae, Streptophyta, Magnoliopsida, Gentianales, Rubiaceae. The record is from the annotation of a GenBank genome assembly.